GCCUGCCUUCUGAGUGUGUGAGACGAGCUGGGAUCAUGAGCCAGGGUUGUUCCAAGUGGUUUUAAUCAGCAGCCCAUUAGAGGAGAACGGAAAACUUCUAACAGGAUAAGAACUGAGUUGUUCCCGUACCCCCAUGGGAGGCUACUUCCCAAGCUUCUGCUCCUCUGGAACCCGUGACUUCUUGCCAGGCACCAGGAAAGAGCUCAGCAGCAGAAACGGGGGAGAGCUCUCCAUAGUUUUGGGUAAAGCGUGCCUUUGACUUUCCUCACCCUGGCAAGACGUGGCUACUUGGACUGCAUCUGCAAUGUGGCAAAAGGCGAAGUGAGGACGGCAAAGAGGCCAUGGUUUGUGGGCAAGUCCCCAGGUGCCGCAGGCUUUGUCGCCCUCGUCCCUUCCUUCUGGCCUUAGUGGUGGCCAUCUGCUUGUUCUGCCAGACCCUGACUCCUCUCAUGACCAGCAGCAUCCUUUCGGCAGUUGUUAAUGGGAUUGCACCCAACAAACUGACUAAAACACAGCAAGGCAGAUACAAGGAGGUCUCCCCAAGCAACACUCACUGCUUCCUCCCUGGCAGUAAUUCACAGACAGUGAAAAAGAUCGAUGACUCCAUUCUCCAGAACUUUGGAAGCCGUACGAGAAGAGCAGUUCUGUACGUGCCUCCUGCCCACCGUGAAACAGACCGCCAGCUCUGUCAGCACAUCCUGGCAAAACAUGGAUAUACAGUCACAGUCCUUGAAAACAGGAGACUGAUGGAUGAUCCCAGGCACGAGGGCCCUUAUCACAGUGGUGUAAGCCCUUGGGAUCUUUUGAUCUGCUUGUCUUCCAGAAAAAAUGAUGGUACUCGCUGCAUUGAAAUGGGAGACUUGCAUCAUCUAGAGUUAUUCCAGAAGGUAAACAUACUUCCAGAAAUCCAGCAUUUCCUUUGCAGAAAAGAAGGAUUAUGCCAGAUAACAAAAGCCUUCUCAGACCUACAGCUCCCAGUUGUCACCCCAGAGUGCUCUGGCCAGCCUGGGCUGUCAAGGGCCAACGCCACAAGGAAUAUGUCCCAUGGCAGUGGAAGCACUGACAAGACCCAUACUGCUCAUCUGCGGUACCAGUGGAAGCAGAGCACGAGCACACGGCCGAAUCAAGUAUCAGCCUCACUAGGCCACAAGGACAUCCUAAAAGCUCAAGACCUUUCUGUCAUCAUCAAAGCAUAUGUGCUUGUGACAUCCUUAACACCUCUGCGGGCAUUCAUUCAUUCAACCACCACUGUCUGGCAUCCACCCAAGAAGAAGCACUUUUCUGUAAAGCUGCAAAGGUUUUUUGAGAUAUUCUUCAAGAGCAGUUCUCCCCAACAAGCCUUCAACAACAUGAAGGAAGCUAUAAGCAAGCUUCUGCUUAUAACUGAAGUCUUCAGUGAAUCAUCUGCCUCAGGACCAAAUUCUUUCAAUCAAUGCAGCCAAUGUUUUCAAAUGCUAACCUUUGACAUUGGAUUCGGCACCUCCACACACCCAGUAGUUCUUGAGGUGCAUGAAAGCUUUGACUUUCAAGAUGAGGAUGAAUCAAAUAUUCAGGACCAAACUUUCAAAGAAUUUCUUUUUGAAGAUACUUUUAAAUUUCUUUUAUCUAAUGAAUCCUCAACAUCCAGUUUCUUAGAAGCUUUACAAAAAAUAUAUGGAUCAACUCUGAGCAAGGAUGGAAUUUACCACAAAGAAGAUGAGCAAUGUUUGUCUUUAGAAGAGAUAAAUUCAAUGAUUACUUUCAUAAAGGAGCUGAAGAGUCUUGGACAAUUUGAGCUGCUUUUCCCUUCUGCUGCACCCAAGACUCAAACUUUACUACGUGACCUUUAUCACAUGGUAGACCCAAUGAGGAGGCUUGGUUCAGUCCUGACCGUGCAUUGGUUGCUUUCCAGUUUACUUGAACAAUUCCAGUUCAUGACUAAAGAGGCACAUACAAAUCUUUCAGAAUGGAAUUCUUCUCAAGAAAAUGAAAAUCCUAAGCAGAAUGUUCCUUCUGACUUCAGGAAGAAUCACGAAGGAUUGCAUUAUUCCAGUAACACUAAAGAAAGACAAUGCAGUUAUGAUAAAGAUACCCUAUCUCAUAUCAGGCAGAUCUUCACCAGUCCACAGCUGGAUUUGAAUCCUCAGUUUAACCCAAAGAUCAAAGAAUACUAUGCAGAAGUCCCAUUCGACAUGGUGACAGUGAAGAUAGGAGCAGAACCCUCUAACUGUCAAUGCCAAGUACACCUUGAUGAGAAGAAAGGGCCAAGCAUUGCUAACUACCCCCUUGGCCUUGGAUUGAACAAAGUCAUCAUUAUGGUGACAGAUGAUUCACAGCCCAGCCCUCAGGUUGUGAGCAGCUACAAAAUCACAAUUUAUCGAGAGGACCGUCCUAGUCUGCCUUUGUUUGAUGACUAUAUGUUGUGUGGGUUUGUGCAGGACUGUGGUUGUCGAAUUCAUCCAGAGGAGUCCUGUGGCUUGCAGCCUCUGUCUCAUGAAUACCUCUCAGCAAUUUCACAGACAGUGUUUAAGACCUGUGAAGCUGGAGACACAAAAGGGCAGUGGAUUGUCCCUUGCCUCAGUUGCUCGGACAACAGGACCUGCGACUGGAGAGAAAUAACGUGGCAGCCCCAUGGCUGCCAAUACUCUGUGCUAGCCAAGCCUGAGCUCCAGCGCUGUGUGGAGGGAAGAAGGAUUCUUUUUAUAGGUGACUCAACUAACAGAGGGAUGAUGUACUACCUAAUAGAAAGAGUGAAUAAGACACUUCAGGAAUGGCAAAAGACUCAUGAUGUUAAAUGUUAUCAUAAUAUCAAUGAGGGGAAAACAUUUAUCAGUUACUCCUACUACCCCCAGUUUUGGAUGAAAACAAACCAGAGACCGACUUUUGAAAAAGCACUAGAACAACUGCUGCAGAGAUCACGUCCCCUGGAAAACACAGACCAGACUGUAUUAAUUGUAGGUGGCGUUCAGUGGCUUAAUUCCAAUCACCUGCAAAUUAUCCAUAAGGUGCUGAACAGGGAAAAUCUAUCAAAUAUUCUGGUAAUUAUCAAGUCCAUAGGUAUGGGCUUUCACCUCCCAGUGGAUGGAAUACAUUCACUAUCACAGGCAGAAGUGCAAAACUUGUGGAAUGAAAACUUGAUUAUUCUGGAUACAGCAAAAAAUUUCGGCUAUGAAGUUGUUGACACCUUUGUCAUCACCAUGGGACGUUACAAAGAAUUCCUGCAAGGGAAGUGCGGCUGCCAUUUCCAUGAGGUGGUGAAAUCCAAUCCCUCUGAAGAAAAUCCACACAUAACAAUGACGUUAUCAAGGCACUAUACACUGGGGAAGUAUUUUGGCAGUCAAAGAAAGCCAUCACAACUGCAGGACUAUGCAACAAAUUCUCAGUCUCCGUAUCAUGUCCGAGGUCCAAUAAAUCAAGUUUAUUCUGAAAUCCUUCUCAGCAGGCUCUGUGCAAGUAAGAGGGAGCUUGUCAGCACAUAGCCUCUCUUGGAUAUAGCGCUGGGACUACAGAUGUGCCACUACCUGAGUGACAAUUGAAGGACCAUGGUGUAUUCAUGACAUGCUUCCUUGAUUGGCUGCACACACACCAACAGAGUUUGGGACAUGUGACAUUUUUCCUAAAACUUGAUGAAAUCAAGAUAUGCCCUGGCAACUCUGCAGUGGCAAAAUGGAAGACGGAGAACUGUAAAGGACAGAAGAGGGGAAGUUACUUGAACUGUUGCCAAAGGCUAGAACAGCUGUAGCUCAAGCAACUGUGUAUUAAUGAUAGUAAAGAGAGAGAAAUAUAUACACUUGAAUGGUUUGGAAAGGACUGCUUUAGCUCUUCAGCACUAUCUAGUUUUCUAUUUAUAGAGACACUGUAUUAUUUGAAUGUAUUUAGAAACUGGCUACAUUCCAUUUGAAAGAGUUAUUUUAUGUGGAUGAGUUCCCCUUCAAUAUUAAACCUUUUCUAUUUAAACAUUUGGUUUAUACAAUUUGAAAAAGUCUAUUAGCAUUUUACUGAUGAUGCCAAGUUUUGAACUUUAGUGUUUUUAGUAAAAACACAUCCCUUCUUUCUAUCUUAGAUGGAACAGAUGUCUACUCUAUUUUUUUGCAUGUUCUAGAGCUAAUAUAGAGAUAGAUUACUUAGACUUUAGACUAAUUGUAACUCUCUCAAUGUAGCAUGUAAAUAUAGUAAAUAUGUUAACAUAACCUUAUUUAUGGUCCCAGUUUAGGAGCGUGGCCAUAUGCAGGAAGACUGCUUACAUAUGUGCUUCAGUGUCUACCUUGCCCUGUAAGCCAAGCAAGUAUUCUCCCUGCAUGGAAGUGCCAUUUCUUUUAUGUUUUUGAAUAAAAUAUUUGCCAAUGUGUGAAGCCAGUACCACAAGCAGAAGGAAAAAUCCCAUUUCCUAGAACACAUAAGAACUUUGGGAUCUGCUUUUUAAUCUGUCAGAAGAAGUGUGUGACGUGGUGGGAGGAGAAUAUCCUGCCCGCAUCUAAAGCCUGGCAGGUACCAGACCUUCUCUGAACGCUAGCUUCCUGCUGUAGCCCGACUACAUGGCUGAUGUUUGCAGAGCUGCUCUGGGUGAAACCCCAGGCAGAGGCUUUACCACCACAGGGUGGAACAGCCUUCUGAGCCCCUGCCACAGCAUUAGCAGCACACUCAUUGACAGUUGUGGUGCCCUGAUGGGACACCAAGCAUGGUCCAGGCUUAGCAGCUGGGUGAGGGGAUUAAUGGCACCCCAUAAAACUGUUCUCCCUACAAAUUAUCCAGUUAUGGAUUUUUCUGAAUCCAGUCAUGGAGCAGGCAAUCAAGACACCACUCUUUUCCACCAUGCACUAGCGAAGGGAGUCAGAACCAGGUAAGUACAAGUCUAACAAAGGAUCUGCUGAGCUCCAUGGCGUACUUCCCUCUUCACAAUGUUAUAUAUAAUCUUCCACUAGUUUCUACUACCUUUGGGAAGGGAAGUCACAAGCAAUAUCAGGGUAUAAACAAAUAAGCACACAGAGAGGCUGUCCUAUAUAAAAGUAGAGCUAGAAAUUUAUGACACCACAUUUAGGAUUUGCCAGAGAUCCUUAAACUCAACACAGUCUGUAUACCCAGCUAAAGUUUUGUGAAUUCUUGCUCCUUCCGAUAAGAUGUGUAGAUAUAUGAUGGGAAAUUGUCAUGCAAUAUGGAGUUUGGCUUCCCUAUAUGAUAAGACAAUCCUCAAAAAGAGGAUCUGGCAUAUCUAAUUUAGAGGACCUUCCACUAUAUUGACAAAGCUCCUAAUUUAGACAAUGAUGUUACAUUUAGUGAGACAGUGUGAUUAUCUCUAUUUCUGUAUAAUAUGCUGCUUCUGUGCUCACAGUAAAUGUCCCUGUAUUUCUAUGCAAGGUUUUCCCCAGCAUGGAGCUUUACAUGAAAGGCGGGUCAGGAGCUGUGCAUAAAUACUGAAAAUGUCAGAGUUUGGUUUUAAGCAAUAUGAUUAUCUAAGGAAUAUAGUUGUAUGCAAAUGAUAUAAUAUAUACUCUUGGGUCUGGAACUCCAGGGCUGCACAACCUUAAAGCUUAAGGAUAUAAUAUCAUGUCAUUAGUAUUAGUAGAAUCAAAAUGCAGCCAGCUGUCUUUGGUAUUAAGAUGAUCCAUGAUAGGUGUGUUACAGUUCUGCUUCUGUUAAGAUAUUUUUUGUAGCUCAUUUAAAUCCACAUGCUGUUAAUGUUAUCGUUCUGUACACAAAUGUUUUUAAGGCAUGAACUGGGUUUUUAUGUUUGUUUUUUCUUUUUUUUUAAUCAAAGCCUAUUGCUCAAGCAUCAGCUAUAAUGAUGAAAAGGAAAGAGCUGACUGUUAUACUCUAGCUGAUAUCAGUGAAUGUGCAAUUCAUCACUUCUUGUUUCACCACAAAAUGGUUUACAUGUGCUGUGCACCCAGAUGUCUUAAUGUUUUCAAAAUCUAAAUAUUUUUUCAAAUGUAUCAAUUGAAAUUUUCGUCUGCGUUUUCUAUUUUUUACAUGUCUCUGUACAUAUGUAUGUCUGUACAAAGUCAUUGGUACAAUUCGCAAAUUGAUCUUUAUUUGAGUCCUUUGAUAAUUUUUUUCCAACACUACAUAUGAUCCAUGUAAUCUUAGGAAUAAACAAAGGGAAUGCAGACUGAAAAAGGUACCAAGGUACAUUUUUCAUUAUUUAACUUUAAAAUGUAUCUAGCAUCUCUAGGUAUGUGAAAGAAGAUUGACAUGGAAACAUCGCUUACUCAUACACAUUAAAAUUUAUGGAUUAAGACAAUAAAAGAAUUGCCAUGUUUGAUUUUCAGUGAAAACACAUGUGUUGCUAUCAAUGGUUUACUCUAGAAUUAUCGCAUCUGCUGUAAUAUUUUGCCUGAAUAAUCAUUAAAGUUUUCCUACUGUAUUAA
This is a messenger RNA of Tyto alba (common barn owl), 6344 nucleotides long. It is a transcript of the gene CPED1, whose product is annotated as cadherin like and PC-esterase domain containing 1. The record is from RefSeq and is a predicted model, not a curated record. The coding region runs from base 342 to 3458 and encodes 1038 amino acids. The transcript is spliced from 23 exons. Lineage: Eukaryota; Metazoa; Chordata; Aves; Strigiformes; Tytonidae.